AGUGAGGCGGAGGCCUCGUCCCUGCCCCGCCGCUUCCUGUCUCCCGGCUCGUUGCUGUUGCCGGCUCCGGUAACCGGCGCUUCGGCUCUGCCCGCCAUGUCCCAGCUCUGCUACAACCGGGGCUGCGGCCAGCGCUUCGACCCCAGCACCAACACGGAGGAUUCAUGCACAUAUCAUCCAGGUGUUCCAGUCUUUCAUGAUGCUCUAAAGGGCUGGUCAUGUUGUAAGAGAAGAACAACAGACUUCUCUGACUUCUUAAGCAUUGUGGGCUGUACAAAGGGUCUCCAUAAUAGUGAGAAACCCCCUGAGCCUGUGAAACCUGAAGUCAAAACUACCUCUGAGCGAAAGGAGCUAGCUGAACUGAAACCUAAAUUUCAGGAGCAUAUAAUUCGGGCACCAAAGCCAGUGGAAACCAUUAAUAGGCCAAGCCCAGAUGAGCCAAUGACAAGUUUACAGCUGAAAGUAUCAGCUUCCCUGAAACAAGCACUAGAUAAACUGAAACUAUCAUCAGAGAAUGAAGAAGAAAAAAAAGAAGAGGACAGUGAUGAGAUAAAAAUUGGGACGUCAUGUAAAAAUGGAGGCUGUUUGAAGACAUUUGAAGGACCACAGAGCACAGAAGAAAUAUGUAUAUACCAUUCUGGAGUACCUAUAUUCCACGAAGGGAUGAAGUACUGGAGCUGUUGUAGGAGAAAAACUUCUGAUUUUAAUACAUUUUUGUCUCAAGAAGGCUGUACAACGGGAACACACGUGUGGACUAAAAAGGAUGCUGGCAAAAAAGUAGUUCCAUGUAGGCAUGAUUGGCAUCAAACUGGAGGUGAAGUGACUAUUUCAAUAUAUGCGAAAAAUUCACUUCCUGAACUUAGCCACGUAGAAGCAAAUAGCACAAUGCUAAAUAUCCAUAUUAUAUUUGAAGGAGAUAAAGAAUUUGAUCACAGUGUGAAAUUGUGGGGAGUAAUUGAUGUGAAGAGGAGUUAUGUAAACAUGACAGCUACGAAGAUUGAGCUCACUAUGAGGAAAGCAGAGCCCAUGUUAUGGGCAAGCCUUGAACUACCAAUACCUAAAACACAGCAAAAACAAAUUGAAGAUAUUACAGAUCAAGAAUGAAUCCUAAAGAUAUACACACUGUUUCCUGAUUGUGAAAGUGGUGACUUGCUACUGUAAUGCAUUUCCUUUUAAGACUAUUUUAUAUACGAUCACUUUUUACAAUACAUCUUGCAUUCCAGAUCAGGGCAAGCACUCCGUUAUGUAAAAACCUAGUGCUUGCCCUGAUCUGAAAUGCAAGAUGUAUUGUAAAUUUAUUGGAGCUCAGUCCACACUGUGCAUUAACAUUUCAAGCAUCGUAUUUGGACUGGAGCUACCAGAGUAAUCGAUGUUAGAUUACAUACGGUUUGCUAUAUAUCUUCUUGUAAUAAGGAUACAAGAUACGAGUCUAUGGAAUGAUUAGCAUGAUUCCCAUGGUCUAGAAUAAACAAAUUUGUUAUUCAAACAUCAGUAAUAAAUCCAGAAAGAAAGGUGCUACUCAGAUUCUUUCCUUUUGUCUUGUGAAAGUGACAAUAAUGGCUGCAUAUUCCACUUCUCAGUGGUGAGGUCACUAGUUUUUGAAGGGCUCAGGUAGUUACUUGCUUUUUCACCAUCUUGUUGUCUAGAUCUGCUCUGAGCAGUUUUAGAUUACAUUUGGUAAAAGCACUGGUGCACUAUCAACACUAGUACUGUUACCAGUAAAAGUGCAACGGCAGAAGACUUGCCAAAAAAAUUGUUAUAACUGGAGCCAAGGAGGGGAGGAGUUCAUGAAAAUUUCCCCCCACUACCACCCCCAUUUUGAUUUCUAAAUUUUAAAUAAUCCUAAAACAAAAGGAAAUGGAGCAAGGUAGUGGUUUGAUAGCUUAGCCUUCCAGCUCUGGAAACCUACACAUUAGAGACCAUCUCAAAACCACUAAGCCAGUUAAUGUAAGGGAUUUUGCAAGGUCUCUAACACUUGUUAGCUACCACUCCAAAACACUCACAGUUGUUCAUCCGUCUCAAAGAGGGUAAAUAUUGAAGCAGGAGAGGAUAGUGUAGACGGUAUUUGAUGGGUUGGCUGAGCUGUGUAAGCAAGAUUAAUGUUUCCAUGCAGUAUGCCUAAAUCUAGCUAUUGAGGGAUAUUGUCUUUCUCGGAGUAUUAAAUUCACUAAAGGAAAAGUUUUAAAAGAAAAAUUAAAGUAACAAGCCUCAAUGAUAUACCAGUUUCAUGUAAACACAACUGGAUUAUCCUUUUUUUUUCUUUUUUUUUAAUUUAAAGAUGGUUAUUUAAAUGUUUUUAUUUUAAAUUCUUUUGGUUAGUUUUCUUCUGGAAAUACUAACAGCAUAUUUUUGAUUUCAGUUCAAGGGUAGAGACCUUGCUGCCAAAAUCCUGGGAUAUUGUGAAAAUAUGUGACUGAGCUCUAGGCCAUAACUGAUGCUGAAAUUGCAUCUAUAAAAGUAAGUUCGGGGCUGUAAUUAAAAAAAAACAACUCGAUAGAUAUGUAGAUCACUAUUCAUAUCGGUGUGUGUAGGUCAAUUUCUAUCUAAUUAAAACUUACCAUAGAAAACUUUAAAGCCCCAAUCCACUUUACAGACUCAGACUAUACACUGGAGUUGGAAGGCGUAAUGUACCAAGGGUCUUGGACAGGAUCGUACUUGGUAUGGCUAGCCUCUCCUGAUGCCACAGCUACACUUCAUGUGGGUAUGUCAACUCAAGCUAGAAACUACACCUUCCAGCUCCAGGAUAGACAUACCCUCUCUCAUGCAGGGACAUAAGCAAUUCACUGGGAGUGAUAUGACAAAUGCUUGUAGAAUAUCAGGGUUGGAAGGGACCUCAGGAGGUCAUCUAGUCCAACUCCCUGUUCAAAGCAGGACCAA
Messenger RNA from Terrapene triunguis (Three-toed box turtle), 2877 nucleotides. RefSeq names its product cysteine and histidine rich domain containing 1 (gene CHORDC1). The record is from RefSeq and is a predicted model, not a curated record. The coding region runs from base 97 to 1104 and encodes 335 amino acids. NCBI's taxonomy places the organism in Eukaryota, Metazoa, Chordata, Testudines, Emydidae. The transcript has 11 exons.